Molecule: messenger RNA, 1181 nt
Organism: Coregonus sp. 'balchen'
Lineage: Eukaryota; Metazoa; Chordata; Actinopteri; Salmoniformes; Salmonidae
Source: the annotation of a GenBank genome assembly
AUGUUUUUACACACCAAGAAUGAUUUAAUCCAGAUCAAGACACACCGAUGUCUCUGCAGCGCAUGCACAGUGCGCUUCAGAGCCUCAAUUUACUUGACAGCCAGGAUAAGUCGUGCUUCUCCGGGGGGAACACAGAUGAAAUGCAGCCUGAGUUUGGAGGACAUUGACAUCGUGAGGGUCUGUUGUAGUUCAGCGGCUGAGGAGGAGACAAAUGGGGACCCAGGUAAAUUAAAACCAUAGUUAAAAAUAUCAUUCAUUGGACUAUGACGCUAAAGAACUGUAUUGAAAUGUAAAUGUAUUUUUAAUAAUUAAAACCAACAAUUUUGAAACAACCCCGAAUUAGUCAAGACGUUAUUGGCCCUAACCCUGCCUCUUGAUGCUACAUGACAGCGUGUGUCUCAUCCUGUUGCUCAUGCCAAAACAUCUAUUUCCAUUAACAAUAUGAUCAGCAUUGUUGAAUAGACAUUCACAAAAUUACUAUUUAAAAUAAAUAAAUUAUAACUAAACCUAAUUCCAUUUUGGAAAUGUUUAUCCAAACAUAACAAGUUCAUGGCAAUGACGAGGCCUAGGCUAUAACUUUAGGAUAAAAUAAUGCUUAGUAAAGGGUCAUGAAUUAUUUACCUUCUAUAGAAAACGUUAUGGUCGUAUGCACAUCCUGAAAAAACGUAGGUGCUGGGCUAAUAAAGUAGACUUGUACAAAACAAAUUGAGACCCGCACACUGAAUAUGCUCCCAAUUACCAUCUUUAUUGACAACGUUUCGGUCCAAAGUUUUUGUAUAGCCUAAAGGAGUGCAUGAAGCAAUUUCAAUUGAAGUAGGCCUAUGCCUAAAUUAUGGGUCUUACAUUGCUAUUUCUUAUUAUUGCAGGUAUGCGUGUUGACGGUUCGUUGGGUUGUCAUGGGAAAAAAGACAAUACCUUUCCAGACAAACCAAAGCAAAGAUUGCGCAGAAUGCAACGGGUGCUGUUUUCCCAAACAGGUUUUUAAGCUGGAACGGCGUUUCGAACAGCAGAGGUACAUUUCUGCACCAGAGCGCGGGACCACCUCGCCAAUUAUUUUAAGCUUACUUCCACUCAAGUCAAAAUCUGGUUUCAAAAGAGGAGGUACAAGUGCAAGCCGCAAAGACAAAUCUCUGGAAUUGGCUGGAUACCCGCCUUCACCACGGGUGGCAGUGCCUGCUUUG